GUCCCCAAUGGAUGAUAUAAUCUUUAGGCAGCUGUUCGCAACCUCAAGACCGCAAGGAAGGCAGAAGUGCUUUUCACAGAAAAGAAAGUGAAAGAAAAGGCACACGCCGGUUGGGUGGGUCCGGGGUGGUGACAGUGGACCGGCGAAGCUGGGGAGAGCUGCGCUGUGCUUCUCCGGGCCCGGACACGCGAAGAACUUGAGCACCAACUUGUGGCUGUGCGAACAGAGCCCAAGCGAUCGGGAGGCCGGGAGGCCGGGAGGCCGAGGUCGGCGGGGAGCCCGGCAGCCCGACCCGCUUCCUGGCCCCCUUCCUCCGGGAGGAUGUCAAGAGACCAAGCCAGCUGGAAAAAUGAUCUUUCCAACAGACAUGUGAUAGCCUCAACCCAAACCAAAGAAGGUCUAAAGCUUGUGAUGAUAAGUGGAGAUGUUAUUUAUUUCCAGGCCGAUGUCAUUGUCAACACUGUUCCCAUGAAUCUUCAGCUUGGAGGAGGACCACUAUCUCAGUCUCUUUUGCAGAAAGCUGGUCCAAAGCUCCAGGAAGAGUUAUAUGCCACCAGGCAGGGAACAGAGGAGAAAGUGGGUAGCAUAUUCAUGACAAGUGGCUGCAAUCUGAACUGCAAAGCUGUGCUCCAUGUCGUGGCACCAGGCUGGGAUAAUGGAGCAGGGUCUUCUCAGCAGAUCAUGGCAAAUAUAAUCAAGAAAUGUUUGACAACUAUGGAAGAGUUAUCUUUUUCAUCAAUCACAUUUCCCAUGAUUGGAACAGGAAAUUUGAGUUUUCCCAAAGCUACUUUUGCUGAACUAAUCCUUUCAGAAGUGUUCAAAUUUAGUAGCAGUGCAUGGCUGAAAACCUUACAAGAAGUUCACUUUCUGAUACAUCCAGGUGAUAACGAAAUCCAUCAGGUACGGUUACCUAUCUCGUCUGGUCAUUCGGGCAAGUGAACCUAAGUGUAGUCAGAUGUCUUUGUAGAUCUAUAAAUAAUAAUGUUUUCACUUCCCUGUCCAUAAGUGUUGGUUACUGAUAGGGAGUUGUCGUAAGACUUAUAACACUGAGAACUCAUAUAAUCCUUCCCAGAUAGUUUAGCAAGAGGCAAGAUAAUUUGUA
Panthera uncia (snow leopard) is the source of this 1102-nucleotide messenger RNA. RefSeq names its product protein mono-ADP-ribosyltransferase PARP15-like. Bases 322 to 939 code for a protein of 205 amino acids. Gene Ontology annotation, molecular function: transcription corepressor activity. The transcript is spliced from 4 exons. The record is from RefSeq and is a predicted model, not a curated record. Gene Ontology annotation, cellular component: nucleus; cytoplasm. Gene Ontology annotation, biological process: negative regulation of gene expression. NCBI's taxonomy places the organism in Eukaryota, Metazoa, Chordata, Mammalia, Carnivora, Felidae.